AUGUUCGCAAGAUUACGCGCCUGGGCAACCCUACAUGCGAGCUGGUUACGAUCUGCGGUUGUGUGGCCUCAAUUUCAAGACCCGACUCCAGCGGGUAACAAUCAUCGUCACACCAUGCUUCGCUCGCUGGCGUCGGCGACGCGCGAGACCCUGCUCAGGCAGGCGCGGGGUCUCGCCACCUCCGCCGUGAUCGCAUCGGGUGGAUCUCCGGUGUUCAACUCCCCCGGGAAGGAGUCCACCCCGCGCCGCUUCUGCGUGGUGGGCAGCGGACCGGCUGGGAUGUACGCCGCCGACAGGCUCCUCGCCGCGUUCGGAGAGGAUGCGCGGGUGGACGUCGUAGAGAAGCUCCCGACGCCGUUCGGGCUGGUGCGCAGCGGCGUGGCCCCCGACCACGCCGGCACCAAGAGCGUCGUCAACAGGUUCGACGGCAUCCUGCGGGACCCGAGGGUGACGUACCUCGGCAACGUGAGCUUCGGCGAGCACGUCGGCCUGGACGACCUCUUCGCGAGGUACAGCGCCACCGUGCUGUGUUACGGAGCCGAGGGGGAUAAGAAGCUGGGGGUGCCGGGCGAGGACCUGCCCGGAUCCCACAGCGCGCGCGAGUUCGUCGGAUGGUACAACGGCGACCCGAGGUGCGUGAAGGAUCUGGACGCGCCGCUGAGAAGGGCGCUGACGUGUGCCGAGGGCGACACGGUCGUGAUAUUCGGCCUGGGUAACGUCGCGGUGGACUGCGCGCGGAUGCUGCUGCGUUCACCCGAGCACCUCGCGUCCACAGACGUGUGCCAACACGCGCUGGAGGCGUUGCGCCGUUCCACCGUGCGCCGCGUGGUGAUGGUCGGCAGGCGGGGCGUCGCGCAGGGCGCGUUUUCGCCAAAGGAGCUGAGGGAGCUGCUCAACCUGCCCGGGGUUCGGGUCACCGUGGACCCGCGGGAGCUGAAACUCGAGCCCGAGGACGAGGCGGACCUCGCGGCGCAAAGGCCGAGGCGGCGCGCGUACGAGGCGAUCGUGAAAUCGAUCGAGUCGCCGCCCGCGGGGGUCGAAGCCGACUUGAAGGCGGGGGGCGGGCGCGAGCUCGUGUUGAAGUUUCUUCGAUCGCCGACGGAGUUUCUCCCGAGCGACGACGGCAAAAAUAGCGUGCGUGCGGUGGAGCUCGCGGUGAACAGGCUCGAGGGCGCGGCGGGAUCGCGCAAGGCGGUUCCCACGGGCGAAAAGGAGCGCCUGGACCGCGUGAGUUUGGUUUUGCGAUCGGUCGGGUACAAGGGCUUACCGGCGAAGGGCGUCAAGGAGGGCUUCCCCUUUGACCACGAGCGCGGCGUGGUACCGAACGUGGCGGGACGGGUGAUGGAGAAGAUGGGGGGGUAUCCCACGCACGUUACGGGCGUGUACGUCGCGGGAUGGCUCAAGCGAGGUCCCACCGGGAUCAUAGGCACGAACCUGCACUGCGCGGAGGAGACGGUUGAGUCCAUCGCGGAGGAUGCCGCAAACGGCAGGCUGAGGCGACCGGACUACAGGUUCAAGGGGAAAGGCGUGAGGCCGCUGCUCGAAUCCAGAGGGGUCCGCGUGGUGGAUGCGGAGGGCUGGGGCAGGAUCGACGCGGCAGAGCGCGCGGCGGGGGAGGCGGCGGGUAAGCCAAGAGAGAAGUUUGUCUCCGUGGAUUCCAUGGUUCGCACUGCUUUGGCAAUCGGCGAGAGUUGA
Molecule: messenger RNA, 1695 nt
Organism: Micromonas commoda
Lineage: Eukaryota; Viridiplantae; Chlorophyta; Mamiellophyceae; Mamiellales; Mamiellaceae
Exons: 2
Coding region: 1-1695 (564 amino acids)
Molecular function (GO): oxidoreductase activity
Source: RefSeq, a predicted model, not a curated record